CCCUUUCCCUCCCCUUCCCCAGCCCCUUUCCCCUCCUCCCCUCGCUCCUUAAACGGGAUUCCGGCUGGGCGAGCCGCAGGACGGCAUCACCGGGCAUCCCGCGGCGGCUAAUGUCAGGUCCCCGCUGUCCCUCCCCGCACACACACGCUCAGCCCGACCCGGAAAGCAGGAAAAAUAAUUUACAAGGUCUCCCCCCACCCCCUCCGCCCCUUUUCCCUGAGCUCCUCGUCCCAGUGCUAAAAAUCGCCCCUGGGGCGAACGGGGGUGGUUGGUAAAAAGCCGGUGUGGAACGGGGGGGAGCCGCCCCGUGGGGAGGGCACCCCCGAAGGCAGCGGGCAGCCCCUUCCCGCCCCCCCUUGAGGAGGGGGGGGAAUGAGGUAGAGGCCGGCGGCGGAGCGCCCCGCCGGGCGCCGUGGCCGCGGAGACAUGAGGCGGCGAGCGGCGGUGAUGGGCGUCAGCAGCGCAGGGUGCUAGAGCCCCGUAGCAGCCAAGGUCUGAGAGGACGGCAGCCUGUGCGAUACGGAGGGAUCUGGUUUUCAAAAUGGAAUUGCAGUUCGCGCUCCUUUUAGCAGGGAUAAUCGCGUUCUCGGACUCGGCCAGAGGCCCCCCAAGGAUUGCAGAUAAAGUGAUUCACCGCCAGUCCGUGAGGCUAGGGAGGACCAUCAAGCUCCUGUGCCCAGUGGAGGGUGACCCCCCACCCCUCACUAUGUGGAUGAAGGAUGGCCGCACUAUCCACAGCGGCUGGACAAGGUUCCGAAUCCUUCAGCAAGGGCUGAAAAUUAAGGAGGUGGAAAGUGAGGAUGCGGGGACCUACAUUUGCAAAGCCACCAAUGGCUUUGGCAGCACCAAUGUGAACUACACCCUCAUCGUGAUUGAUGAUGCCAGCUCAGGAAAGGACAGCCAGGUACCCGAUGGCUCCAAUGGAGAAUAUGAAGAUCAUUCAGGGAAGCAAUGGGCCCGGCCCAGGUUCACGCAGCCUGCCAAGAUGAGACGGAGAGUGAUCGCCCGUCCCGUCGGCAGCUCCAUCCGCCUGAAGUGUGUGGCUAGUGGGAACCCACGGCCAGACAUCACAUGGCUAAAGGACAAUAAGCCUCUCACACCCCAAGAGAUUGGGGAGAACAAGAAGAAGAAGUGGACACUAAACCUGAAGAACCUGAAGCCAGAGGACAGUGGGAAAUACACAUGCCGAGUGUUUAACAAAGUCGGAGAAAUCAAUGCAACGUACAAAGUUGAAGUAAUCCAGAGGACGAGGUCCAAGCCCAUCCUGACAGGGACGCACCCCGUCAACACGACGGUGGACUACGGUGGGACCACGUCCUUCCAGUGUAAAGUCCGCAGCGAUGUCAAACCCGUCAUCCAGUGGCUGAAGAGGGUGGAGUACGGCACAGAGAGCAAGUACAACUCAACCAUCGAUGUUGGGGGACAGAAGUUUGUUGUGCUGCCCACGGGGGAGGUCUGGUCCCGGCCCGAUGGCUCCUACCUGAAUAAAUUGAUGAUUACUCGAGCCAAGGAAGAAGAUGCAGGGAUGUACAUUUGCCUAGGGGCAAACACCAUGGGCUACAGCUUCCGCAGUGCUUUUCUCACAGUCCUGCCAGAUCCCAAACCUCCGAGUGCACCUGUACCCCCUUCCUCAGCCAGCAGCCUGCCCUGGCCUGUGAUCAUCGGCAUCCCUGCCGGAGCUGUCUUCAUCUUUGGGACAAUCCUCUUGUGGCUUUGCCAGACUAAGAAGAAACCCUGCUCCCCUCCAGCCGCUGCACCUGUGCACCGGUCGCAGCCCCGGGACAGGAUCUGUGUCUCCCAAGUCCCCGACAAAGACUGCAUCUCCUCCAUAAACUAUGAGGAAUACGUUGCCCAACAGCAGCAUUUACUGUCCCAAGGGCCUGCACUUGCCCCUGCCAUGGCAUCCAAAAUGUACCCAAAGAUUUACACGGACAUCCACACCCAUACCCACUCACAUGUGGAAGGGAAAGUCCAUCAGCACCAGCACAUUCAGUACCAGUGCUAAGAGGGUGGCCGUGUACAGUAGCUCGUUUGGGCUUUUCCUCGUGGUACCUCAGAAGAGACUGCUCCAAGUCAGCUCACACUGCCAGCAAUAGGCAAAGCAGACAGAAAAGAUUAUAUAUAUAAUUUUAAAUAUAUAUAUACAUAUAUAUAUAAUUGUAUAUGCGUGUGUGUAUGUGUGUAUAUAUAUAUGUGUAUAUAUCUAUAUCUAUCUAAAUAUAUAUAUAAUAGAGAAAGACAAAAAGAGAAAAGAGAUUUUUUUUGUUUUGUUUUUAAUUAUUGCAAUCAGGAUGUAGCCAAGGAAUAAUGAAGGAACUCCAGAUCUCAGCAGAGAGGCAGCCAUCUCCAACAGCGGAGCCUUCCCGGAUCUCUUAACCGAGGUGGCAACAAGUGAGACAGGAUACAGGGACAUGAACAACCGCCUCCUUCCUUGUGUUGCUACAGGAGCAAGAAGAACAAGAGGUGACCAUGGUGCUUCUCUGGAUGGGCACUGCUGUUCCUGUGCCUGCUUCACAUCACUUGUUUUGGUGGGAAGCCCCCAGACCUGUCCCACUCUGGAUGACUGAGGUUUAGUGCCAAAGCACCAGGAGACAUAACCAAUUCACCUCUUCCAGGGCAAAAAUAUAACACAAGAGAGUCUGGAACAUCUAAUUUCUAUUCACAAUAUGAAAUGCUGAAUGCUUCUCAGUCACGGUCAUUUGGUCUGAAAUACUAGCCAAGCUGAUUGGCUUGGUAUCUGCAAGGUGAAGGCAUCAUGAUUCCCGUGUGGUGUUCUGCAGAUCAAACCAGAAUUGCUCCAAUCCCCUGGUCCUAGGACUCAGUGCCACUGCCAGGAAAAAGGAAAGAAGGAAAGAGGAACAUUGUACAGAACACCUUUAUAUUUAUAUUUAAGAAAUAAUAAUAAUUAAUAAUAAUAAUAACUGAACUGCUGAUGGUGAAGAAAGCAAAACACACUGUCCUCUGAUGGCUCACAAUGACAAGCUACUGGAUUUUCUAUGUCAAUGCAAAAUACAUGAGAACAUUAGGAAAAAAAAAGUAAGAAAAGAAGAGAAUGAAAUAAUAAGCUUGUAGGAAACAAUGAAUUUGAGAAAUAUUCACCUAGGUUGUGUGUGGUGGUCCCCUCCCCUCAGAUAACAGUUUGCAAAUGAUACAGCUUCAUUGCAGCUCAAACAACAGCAAAGACAGAAAGAAGAGAAAAUAAAUAAGGACCAUAUUAAAUACCUAUAUAGACUGGAGAUGAAUCCAAUUGCAAAUAUAAAACCUUUGUAAUUCUAUAUAGAGUUUAAACAGAAGUCAUGUAUAUUUAAUUUAUUUUGUUAAACAAGAAAAAAAUGUAUGAUAUUUUCCUCAAAACAGGCAUUUCUAUACAUAUUUUUGAUCAAAAAAAAUAAAGAUUUUGUUUUUUCCAGGUUCUAUA
Pezoporus occidentalis (night parrot) is the source of this 3418-nucleotide messenger RNA. RefSeq names its product fibroblast growth factor receptor like 1 (gene FGFRL1). The transcript has 7 exons. Gene Ontology annotation, cellular component: plasma membrane. The record is from RefSeq and is a predicted model, not a curated record. Lineage: Eukaryota; Metazoa; Chordata; Aves; Psittaciformes; Psittacidae. The coding region runs from base 542 to 2005 and encodes 487 amino acids. Gene Ontology annotation, molecular function: fibroblast growth factor receptor activity; fibroblast growth factor binding.